Molecule: messenger RNA, 717 nt
Organism: Lizanozyma spartinae
Lineage: Eukaryota; Fungi; Ascomycota; Pichiomycetes; Serinales; Debaryomycetaceae
Gene: CWC26
Exons: 1
Coding region: 1-717 (238 amino acids)
Biological process (GO): mRNA splicing, via spliceosome
Cellular component (GO): RES complex; U2-type spliceosomal complex
Molecular function (GO): RNA binding
Source: RefSeq, a predicted model, not a curated record
AUGCUGUCACGACUAGCGUAUUUGCUGAAAUACUCCUCAGAAUCCAAGGACAAGGAAAAGAAGAAGAAGAAGAAGAAGGAGAAGAAGGAGAAGGCUUCUGAUGAAGAUGAUACGAUAAUUGUGGGCCAUGAAAGAAGAGUUGUUAAAGAUACCUUGGAUGAUGAGCCAUACGUUCUAGAACAAGGUGAUGAUGUCAAUGGAGAUGGUGUACCCGUACAAGUAGAAGUUACAAGGGAGUUUAAAGGAUUUAGAAGGAUAGAUACUCAAGAGCUUGUGCAAGAAACCACCAAUGAUGGUGAUGAGCCUAAGGAUGUCCAGCAGCUACAAGAAACCAUAUACAGAGAUAUCAGUGGACGAAAGAUCGAUAUUACUGAGAAAAGAGAAGAAGUAAGACUUAAAAAGGAGAAGGAAUCAUUAGAAAGGGCCCAACGUUCGGACUACAUUAAGAAUGAUGAGAGUCAAGUAUCUUAUAGAGUGGAAAGGAAAAGACUUAAUGAGUUCUUUGACGAUCCGUUCAAAUCAGUACCCACACUGCGAGAUAAUUCAUUGAGUUACAAAGGGAUGCAUUCUGCUAACAGGUUUGGAAUGACUUCUGGGAUACUUUGGGAUGGUAUUAAUCGGUCGAAUGGAUUUGAACAGCUACUUAUGAAGAAGCGACAAGAACAAAAUGUGCACAAGUUGGAGGCAAAAAAUGAAGAAGAAUAUGACUUUGAGUAA